Messenger RNA from Exserohilum turcica Et28A, 273 nucleotides. RefSeq lists its product as uncharacterized. The transcript has 2 exons. The annotation marks the transcript as partial. Gene Ontology annotation, cellular component: extracellular region. The record is from RefSeq and is a predicted model, not a curated record. NCBI's taxonomy places the organism in Eukaryota, Fungi, Ascomycota, Dothideomycetes, Pleosporales, Pleosporaceae.
GUUGCCUUUGCCUCAGGAGCCUUUGCUGCUCCCCUCCUCUCCGGCUAUGGAGGAGAUUCCACCGUCUGCCCCAGCGGACUCUACAGCACCCCUCAGUGCUGUGCCACUGACAUUCUUGGUGUUGCUGCUUUGAACUGCUACGCCCCUUACACCGCUCCCACUGAUGUGAACGAUUUCAAGGCUGGGUGUGCUACCUCUGGUCAGCAGGCCAAGUGCUGUGUUCUCCCAAUUGCUGGUCAGGAUAUUCUGUGCCAGGAUGUUAGCCCAAGCGCG